AUGCUACUCUCAAAGAAGUCACCUCUCUUCUUCGCCACUGCUUUGGUACUUUCUCUCGCUACCAUAGUACAUGCUCAGGCAAACACUGCCUCCGUUGCGGGAGCGGCGACGACCUCUGCACCAUCCAUGACUACAUCGAGCGCCGUCGCAUCGAGCACGGACGUUGUCGAUCCUUGCCUUGCCCAAUGUGCCCAGACAUCUGCCACCAAAGCAGGAUGUGCCAACGCCGACGAUACUACUUGCGUAUGCAAGUCGCCGACUUUCAAGACCGACUUUAUGACAUGUCUUCAGACCACUUGUACCCCUGCUGCCGCAGCCCAGGCUCAGGCCCUUGGAGCGAGAAAGUGUUCCGCAGCCUCUGGUGCUCCCCCAGUGGCUGGCGGCCCUCGUACGAACGUCGCCUCCGCGGGUGGCAGCUCCGUUAACAAAGCGAGCUCUACCAUGCAUCCCACGAGGCCAGCUACUCGGAUUGCGACUUCUACCGCGACGAAGAGCACGGCGCACAGCUUCGCCAAGUCGGCUGCAACUGCUAUCGAGCUCAACGACAUACUGAGUGUCGCUCUAGGAUUCAUGGGUCUUGCGCUUGGAGUUGUGCUUGUUUGA
Messenger RNA from Fomitiporia mediterranea MF3/22, 603 nucleotides. RefSeq lists its product as uncharacterized. NCBI's taxonomy places the organism in Eukaryota, Fungi, Basidiomycota, Agaricomycetes, Hymenochaetales, Hymenochaetaceae. The record is from RefSeq and is a predicted model, not a curated record. The transcript is spliced from 3 exons. Bases 1 to 603 code for a protein of 200 amino acids.